UGUCCUAGUGUACUCGUUCGUACAUGAGGAUGAGCGAAUUCCCCCACUUUAUGUUCCUCAUCGUCUCCAUACAAAGGACAAGAACCGAGUACGACAAUCUUGAUUACUCAAGACAUCAAUACUGAUUUCAUUAUUAAUAACGACUACUCUCCCGGGGGCUUCGGGGGCUUCACGACUUCCGCAUCCCACAACCACACAAAAACCCAUAAGCGAAGAAGAACUAAUUACCUCACAUGAGCGAACCCAUCCAACAAGGUACGAGUACAAGUAGCAGCACAUCCGGUGCUCGUCUUCAUCAACACGUUCACCAUCUCAACCCCGAUCCGCAACACAGAAGGAUCGACACCGACACCAUGUCGCGCCCCGAUAUAACACUGUACACCGACUCCACACCCAACGGGAUCAAGAUCUCCAUCGCCCUCGAGGAGCUCGGCAUCCCUUACAAGACCGAACACAUCAACAUCUCGACCAACCGACAAAAGGAGCCCUGGUUUCUCGAAAUCAACCCCAACGGCCGGAUCACCGCACUGACGGAUACAUUCACCGAUGGCCAAAAGAUUCGCCUGUUCGAAGGGGGUAGCAUCCUCACCUACCUGGCCGAGCAGUAUGAUACCGAGCACAAGAUCAGUUUCCCCAAGGGUAGCCGCGAGCAGUACGAGAUGAACAAUUGGCUGUUCUGGCAGAACGCCGGCCUGGGCCCGAUGCAGGGUCAAGCGAACCACUUUGUACGCUAUGCGCCGCAGAAGAUCGAGUACGGCAUGACCAGAUAUGUCAACGAGACGAGGCGACUGUACGGCGUGCUGGACAAGCAUCUGCAGUCCUCAAAGUCCGGGUUCAUCGUGGGCGAUCACAUCUCGAUCGCGGACAUCACCACGAUCGGAUGGGUCAUCUGGGCCGCUUGGGCCGGCGUGGACAUCGACGAGUUCCCAACGCUGAAGAAGUGGGAGGAGAUGAUGAGCCAGAGACCCGGUGUCAAGAAAGGUUGCGACGUGCCCAAGCCUUUGAACAUCAAGGAGAGAAUGAAGGAUAAGAAGGCGCUCGAGGAGUAUGCCCAGAUGGCGAGCAAGUGGAUCGUACAAGGGAUGGAGGCCGACAAGAAGAAGCAUGGACAGUAACAAGCAGCGAUCGAAAGACUUGGAGAGGAGCAGCCGACUCAGCUAGGCGUAGCAGCAAGUCGUGAGAACCAAAUUGCACAACGUUUUCACUGGUGGUUUCUGUAGGGGUUUGGUGAGCAAUUCGAAGAGCGUUUCUUAUCCCAGCGAAUAUCAACCUCGCAGGCAGACACCACUUGCUGGGCGAGUCAUCGUAUUGGCCAUCCGCAUGCUUCAUUAUUUUUGCUCGAGCCUGAUGCGGUAGAUACUGUCUUGAAAUCGGAAUUCUACAGCUUUGUUGGUUUCUUCUCUUGCAUAAUCGAAGCUCCAAACUUCCCGGCUGGAUAU
This is a messenger RNA of Exophiala oligosperma, 1439 nucleotides long. RefSeq lists its product as uncharacterized. The record is from RefSeq and is a predicted model, not a curated record. Bases 234 to 1115 code for a protein of 293 amino acids. Lineage: Eukaryota; Fungi; Ascomycota; Eurotiomycetes; Chaetothyriales; Herpotrichiellaceae. The transcript has a single exon.